Messenger RNA from Phytophthora nicotianae INRA-310, 1980 nucleotides. RefSeq lists its product as hypothetical. NCBI's taxonomy places the organism in Eukaryota, Oomycota, Peronosporomycetes, Peronosporales, Peronosporaceae. The coding region runs from base 1 to 1980 and encodes 659 amino acids. The record is from RefSeq and is a predicted model, not a curated record. The transcript is spliced from 3 exons.
AUGCUUAAUCGCUUGUUGGAUCGACAUUCUGUUUACCCCCAGUUUGUUAGCGACUGCGGACACGCUUUUUCCACUGUUGACGCAACAAGUCUCGAGGACUGUCAGCCUCAAGUAAAUCUCCAUACCGCUUCUAUCAAGCCUACGGGAUCAGUUUCUGCCGGCGACAUCGCCUUCGUAGGCCCUCGCACGUACCCUCCCUCUUCAUACAUCCUCGUUACGAAAGUACACGGGAACACAGCCACCGUUAGUAAGAUAGGACCCGAAGACAACGAAGAGACUUCAAUUCUGCACCAUCGAAUUGUGAAUGCAGAAGAGGCUGAACUGUGGCCAGGCUCCUACGUGGGUCACCCCAUCGCUUUUGCCCAGUCCGGAGACGAAACCAGCAACCUCUGGGGGUACGGGCUAGUGGCGGGCUACAGCAUGGAAGACAACGGACCAGUGCUCCACGUUCGCCUCGACAAGCAAACUCAACGUAUCCCUCUUACUGACACGCAGAGUGUGAUAGCAGUGGAUCGCCUGAAUUAUGCUCUUCGAACUGGGGCAACGAUCAACUCGAUGACUCUAAACGCGUUAGAGCUACUGGACAAACAAAACGAGAUUAUAGUCGCAUGCGGAAAAAGUAGAACCGGCCUUCCAGCAUUAGUAUCGUCAACGAUGCUCAGUGUACCCUUCGUACCAGACGAAACGACCCCCCUCAUUCGACCAGAUACACUCGAGAUAGUAUCUGUCCGCCGCCAACAUAUUGUGGAUUGCGAGCUGGACCGACGAGGAAACAACGCAAUGGCCGUCUUCUCGAACCCCCAACUUGCCCAACUUCCUGCAACAGCUAUCUCAUCUAUGCUCCCUAACACUAACCGUAACGUUCUUCACGGUAACACUCUUGACUUGGCGUUUAGUGACUCAGAAGACGAAAUGAAGACGGACGUACCAUCGACAGUACAGGCCGACAUCGACCUCGUCCGACUGCAGAAUCACCCACUCCGCAAUCGCACCCGUGAGCCCGAGACGGAACGCGAUCUUCUGCUAUCGGAGGGCGACGUUCCAACUUUUCCAGCGGUCAAAGAAGCACAAUCGGCUUCAUUUCGGCCAUCGGCAAUGGAGAGAUUCGUACAUGACGCCGUGGUACACCCGUCUCUAAUCGGUAAGAACGCACGAGGUGUCCUCGAAUCUGUCCAGCAAGGAUCCCGAACUCAGUUCCUAGCCACUCCCCCCGUCCUCCGUCUUUCAUACGAUUUCAGCUUCGGUGUGCGGGGUCUAUCGGUUUUGCACUUCCGCCGAUUUCACCACGAAAUUGAUCAACAACCCAUGUCAAGCUCCGUCAAUAUGACAAACUUCAACCGCUCGAACGCGCUCCAGCCAGCCACCCCUCCUAAGACUAUAUCUGACAUCGUGGGAGCUUUACAAACACUGCUCCUGUUUGCAGAAGGAUUCUACAACAGCACGGUGUGUAACUUUAUCAAGGCAGGCUUAACAUUCAUGGAGCAGUUUGCAGUUUCGUCCCGGCCGGACGCCUCCAUCAGCAACUCGCUGGUUUCGUGGAUAGACUACAAGCUCGGCAAGUUCCGUGGCGAGAUCAUUGCGACCAACCUACAAACGGCAGCGCUAAUAGCCAACGAAUUUACCCGAAAUGACGACCGCCUCAUGGAGCGAGUACAAGCUCACCAUCAGCGUCAACUCACGACACUAGUGACAUCAAAGACAACGCGCGCACCUAAUGCACCUCGCGCCAACAUUUCUCGUGACAAACGCGCUCCGAAGCCUUCCACUGUCCCUCGGGACCUUGUAGCCCUGUUACCCAAACAGGGCAACAAAACGCUGUGCAUGAAGUAUCUGUCCAAGAAGGGUUGUAACGGACCGGCGCCAGGCCAAUGUUUUGGCCAUAACCAAGCACAAUUCAAGCCACUAGCGCUACCGGCAGAUGCCAAGACAUUCAUUGACAAAAACUUUUUCGGUCUAGCAUCAGAGUUUCAGGACUUGUGA